Cydia pomonella (codling moth) is the source of this 1168-nucleotide messenger RNA. RefSeq lists its product as uncharacterized. The transcript has a single exon. The annotation marks the transcript as partial. The record is from RefSeq and is a predicted model, not a curated record. NCBI's taxonomy places the organism in Eukaryota, Metazoa, Arthropoda, Insecta, Lepidoptera, Tortricidae.
GCGGUUUUACGUUUGCGGCAGUUAUUGUCCGUAAAAAACAAAAAUGACAUCGUUAGUGAAGUGCAAUCAGUGCAAUAUCGUAAUAGACGAAAUGUUAUCUUACAUCCAAAAUAAAAUCUCAGUGAUAGACAGGGGCACCUUAAUUAAAAUAUGUGUGUCUGCGUUCACCACUGAAGAAAUAAAAACGUCAAAGGCGUUAUUAUUUGAAUCGUUACCAACGGAUAUACGAAAAAUAGUGCGUAAAAAUAAAGGACAGGAGCAGCGUGAUCUGGAAGAUAUUGUCAAUCUAAUAUUAAAAACUGAUCCUGAAGUUUUGCCGGUGUUUGUGGCCAGAAAUUUAGAAAAACUACCUCCAGUGACGUUUGACCAUAUAGAUGUCACGAAACUAAUAAAAGACCUUACGUUAUUUAAAUCGGAGCUCAAUGAAGUAAAGUCUAACUACGUUCGUAUACAACAGCUUGAGGAGGUACGUGCCGAGAUACUUAACAUGAAACAAACUUCGCUAAGCGGCUCAAUAUGCAAUGUAAAUUUAAAUAAGCGUGGUGCCGCCUUUUUAGAUAGUGGCCCUAUGGGCAUGUCGCAUUUUAAUGAUGCUUUGCUGGACAAUUCCAUCCAAGCCCCCAUUACAAAUUCUUUAUCAGCGUCACAUACUCGAAAUGAACUGGAACCAUCGGAGAGUUUUAUAGCUACCGUCGAACAAAAACAUGUUACGCGUAGUCCGCCCGGCUCACCGCUGUUAGCAACGGCCGGGAGUGACGUCAUCGUGACCGAGAUAGAAAACUGUCCGGCCGGCACAGCUGAUCGGCAGUGCAAUGCACCGGAGAUAACGCGCGGUCAGCAAAAUAAGGAAAACGAAAACGGGGACCCCUGGAUAACUGUAGAACGACGAAAAAAAUAUAAAACUAAUUAUCGUUAUGCAGGGUUAAGGGGCAUAGCCCGUGACGCAGAAUGUAAAUUUAGAGCUGCCGAAAAGAAAGUGCCCAUUUUUAUAUCUAAUGUUCAUAAGGAGGCCAACGAAAGGGACAUACAGGACUAUGUGCGACAAAAAACAAAUGAGACAAUUAAUUUGCAGAAAAUUAUUACGAAAAAACAGACUGAGCAUAACGCAUACAAGUUUUUUGUUUCUGAAAAUAAGGUCUCAUUAUUUUUAGAUAAAACCUUAUGGCCG